AUGUCGUUGUCUUCCAGUUCAAAGAAGCUAUGUCUUUUGGCUUUAAUCUUGCUUCCUGCAGUCUCUCCCUUAGCCAUCUUGACGGAAGCCACUCACAAUGAUGCGGAACACUUAGCACGGCAUACUUCUCUCUCGAAAAGGAAAAUCACUCAGCAAGACCGUACUUUCUACAAAUACGUGACCAGGCCAGACAUCGAUGCACCUGUCUUUCACGUGGAUGUUCACGACGAGCACGCUGUAGCACCCGGUUACUGGUUCGUGGCACCUUACGGACAACUGGGCCAAGACCGACCCGGCCCGCAGUGGGAUGGCCCGCAUAUCUACGAUGGCAAGGGCGAGCUUGUAUGGAGUGGCACGCCCAUGUUCGGAUACUGGAAUGUCUUCGACUUUGAAUCCAGGAUGGUCGAUGGCGAACGAAUGCUUACCCUGCUGAGUGACCACGAGAAGCAUGGAUUCAUACUCGACAGCUCGUACGAGGUCUACAAGACCGUCCCUCUCCUGGUUGAUCAAGCAGUCAAGCCGAACAUGCAUGAGUUCAACGUCUUCGAGAAUGGCACUCGCGCGCUGCUUCUCACCCAUGUCGAUGGUCUCACUCCUAAGGAGCAGUCGCAAGUGGUUGGCUAUGAUGGACCGUGCGAUGCGAAGUACCAAGGUUUCCGAGAGAUGGAUGUUGACUCUGUUGGGGCCGAGGAGGUGCUGUUUGAAUGGGAUGCCAGUCAUCAUAUUGGUCUGGACGAGGCGACGUACAAGAAAUACGACGGCUCAGUUGACCAGCAAUGCGCUAGAGGCUGGGAUAUCCUUCAUCUCAACUCGAUAACGAAAUUCCCGGACGGAGACUACCUGCUCUCAGCGCGGCACACUGACGCGCUCUAUAAGAUCUCGCACAAAGACGGCUCCAUAGUCUGGCGACUUGGAGGUGUCAAGUCGGACUUCAUCCAAGACGACUGGAAGUUCUCACGACAGCAUCAUGCCCAAGUUCUUUCGCAGAACGAAACGCACACAACCUUGAGCGUGUUCGACAACGGCAUUGGCGAUGGCCCGUUCGAAAAGGCCACUUCUAAGAAAGCCAGAGCGCUUGUUAUGCUGCUGGACACAGCCGAGAUGAAAGCAGAGAUUGUCAGAGAGUAUCGACAGCCGGGAGGUGAGCGUACCAACGCAAGAGGCAGCUUCCAGAUCCUACCAAACGGCAACGCCUUCAUCUGUUGGGCCUACCACUCCUACAUGACCGAGCACGCACCCGACGGAUCAGUCGUCAUGGAAGCUAGAAUCCCGAUUAAGCUGCGCUCAUACCGCGCCUUCAAACAUCCUUGGGUCGGGAGUCCCAGCCGGCCACCAGAUGUUCACGCGGAGGCAGUGGCUGUUGACGACCAUCUGGUCACUGUUAUCCAUGUGAGCUGGAAUGGCGAUACUAGGACGAGGAAAUGGGAGUUCAGCGAAGUCGACGAGGGAGGGGAUGUGAAGCACCUUGGAUCAGUCAGGCGGCAGGGUUUUGAGACGAGCUUCGAGUACAAGGCUCUUGCAAGGAGGGUUUUUGCUGAAGCUUUCGAUGGCGAUGGCACUAGUCUUGGGAAGUCGGGGGUGACGACUACUGUGCGGUCAUCGCCACUCAUCGAUGGUGGUUCAGAUUCUCAGAUCUCUGAGGAAGGGUAUGCAGCGCCGCCGGAGAAAGGCGUUGACCAGGACGAGGAACCACAACCAAGCCGUUCAUGGCCGUCCGACUUCCAGCAAGCGGGCACGACUUUCAUCGUCGGUGCCGUGUGUGGAAUUGCAGCCGCCGCUCUAGGCUGGACGGCAGUGCGAGUCUACCAACGACGCUGGGAUCGGGUUGUACAAAGAGGUUCGGAUGCGAAGUACAGGCCGCUGCAAGACGAUGACCCUGAUGAUUGA
This is a messenger RNA of Saxophila tyrrhenica, 1887 nucleotides long. RefSeq lists its product as uncharacterized. Lineage: Eukaryota; Fungi; Ascomycota; Dothideomycetes; Mycosphaerellales; Extremaceae. The coding region runs from base 1 to 1887 and encodes 628 amino acids. The transcript has 3 exons. The record is from RefSeq and is a predicted model, not a curated record.